AUGGUGCUGUUCCACUGUCAAUGGUUUUGGACUCAUUACACAUACAUGCUGUCCUUUCUGUUCACCAUUGAGGAGAUCAACAGGAAUCCCCAUCUGCUUCCCAAUAUUUCCCUGGGUUCUGAUAUCUAUAAUGCCUUUCCUAGUGAACAAAAUACAAUGGAGAAUGCUCUGUUUUUGCUCUCUGGAGGGAAUCAGGGUUUUUCUAACUACAACUGCCAGACACAGAACCAAUCUGUUGCUAUAAUUGUGGGAACAGCAUCAGAUUAUUCAGUGCAGAUUGGAAGUCUUUUGGAGCUCUACAAAAUGCCUCAGGUCACAUAUGGUCCCUUUGAUCCUGUCCUAAGUGAUAAAGAACAGUUUCCAUCACUUUAUCAGAUGGCCCCCAAAGAUGGCCCUGUGAUCUAUGGAAUCAUCUGGUUGUUAUUGCAUUUUGGCUGGACAUGGGUAGCAGUCUUUGCAUCUUCUGACAUGAAAGGAAUGCAGUUCCUUCAGGAUCUAAAAGAUGAGAUGUUGAAGAAAGAUAUCUGUGUGGCCUUUACAAAAACCCUCCCUGCUGCUACAGGCCUUUAUAGUAUAAUUGAUACACAUUUUGUUAUUCAAAUGCAGUUUCAUUAUUCAAAUGCAGUUUCAUCUGCAAAUGUAUACAUACUAUUUGGUGAUCUAGGGAGUUUCGUGACCUUGCACUUUGUGGAAGGAUUCUACUUAAUCUCAGGGAAAGUGUGGAUAGUUGGAAAUCCCUAUUCCGCACAGUGGAAGUUAGUUUUCUCUUAUUUCAGUAAAAUGCUUCACUCUUUUCAUGGAAGCCUCUCAUUUGCAAACAAGAAGAAGACAAUUCCUGGCUUCAAACAAUUUCUUGAGACACUUAAGCCUUACCAAUAUGCAGGGGACUUUUACUUCACUAAAUUCUGGAUUGAUAUUUUUGAAUGCUCAUUUGCUGGGUCACUAUGUGAUAAAAUUGGAGAUUGCCCACCAAAUUCUUCCUUAAAGUUUUGGACAAAUUUUGACAUGAUGACAACAUCUUAUUUUAGCUAUUUUAUCUAUAAUGCUGUGCAUGCAGUGGCUCAAGUCCUCCAUAAAAUGCUUUUAGAGAAAAUAGAAGUGAGAUCUCCAGAAGAUGCAGACCAUGUUAUACUUCUCCCCUGGCAGCUUCACCCAUUUCUAAGAAAAAGUCAAUUUACAAACAGCGAAGGGGACUACAUGUCGUUUGAUGAUAAAAAACAUAUGGCACAGUAUGAUAUCCUGAACCUUGUGAAGAUUUCUAAUGUCAGUUGGAUGCUGGUUAAAAUAGGAGAAUUUGUCUCCCAGAGUCCAGAUAAUCAAGGCAUGGCUAUCAAUAAUGAGACAAUAAAAUGGCCUGCUACAUUCAAAAAGACUCCCCAAUCUGUGUGUAGCCAGAGCUGUGCUCCUGGAUUCUGGAAAAUUCCACAAGAAGGACAGCCUGCCUGCUGCUUUAUGUGUGAUUUGUGCCCAGAUGGACACUAUUCUAAUCAGACAAAUGCACAGCAGUGUACCCCAUGCCCAGCUCAGAAGUAUCCAAACAGUGAGAAGAAUCACUGCCACCCCAAGAUUGUGACAUUCUUGGCCUUUGAGGACUCUCUGGGGAUUACUCUGACCAGCACAGCUCUGUUCUUCUCUGUGGUGACAGUUGCAGUUUUGCGGUUGUUUCUGAAGCACCAAGAUACUCCCAUAGUCAAGGCCAAUAAUUGGGCCCUGAGCAUCAUUUUGCUCAUCUCCAUUCUCCUGUGUUUUCUCUGUUCUUUGCUCUUCAUUGGCCGUCCCUGCACAGCCACCUGCAUCCUCAGACAAGUUACAUUUGCUCUUGUGUUCACAGUUGCUGUUUCCACUGUUUUGGCCAAAACCAUUACCGUUAUUCUGGCAUUCAAGGCCACAAAGCCUGGAAGAACAGUGAGAUGGUUGUUGGUAUCAGGGGCUUCUAACUCUGUCAUUCCCAUUUGCUCCCUGAUCCAAGUGAUUGUCUGUGCAAUCUGGUUGGGAACCUUUCCCCCUUUCAUUGAAACAGAUUUACACUCUGAGCCUAGAAACCUCAUUAUUGUGUGCAAUAAAGGCUCAGUCAUUGCCUUCUACUGUGUCCUGGGAUACCUGGGCAUCUUGGCCCUUGGGAGCUUCACUGUAGCUUUUUUGGCCAGAAACCUGCCUGACACAUUCAAUGAAGCUAAGUUCCUCACAUUCAGCAUGCUGGUGUUCUGCAGUGUCUGGGUCACCUUCCUCCCUGUCUACCACAGCACCAAAGGGAAGUUCAUGGUGGUGGUGGAGGUCUUCUCCAUCUUGGCCUCUAGUGCAGGACUCUUAGGCUGUAUCUUUGCUCCCAAGUGCUACAUUAUUUUGAUAAGACCUGAUAAGAACUUUUUCAAGAGUUUAAAGAACAGGGGAAUUAGGCAUUCUGAGAUUUCAACUUAUAAAUAUCAAUAG
Tupaia belangeri chinensis (Chinese tree shrew) is the source of this 2430-nucleotide messenger RNA. Its product is annotated as vomeronasal type-2 receptor 26. Lineage: Eukaryota; Metazoa; Chordata; Mammalia; Scandentia; Tupaiidae. The coding region runs from base 1 to 2430 and encodes 809 amino acids. Gene Ontology annotation, cellular component: plasma membrane. Gene Ontology annotation, biological process: G protein-coupled receptor signaling pathway. The record is from RefSeq and is a predicted model, not a curated record. Gene Ontology annotation, molecular function: G protein-coupled receptor activity. The transcript is spliced from 6 exons.